Molecule: messenger RNA, 2409 nt
Organism: Peromyscus maniculatus bairdii (prairie deer mouse)
Lineage: Eukaryota; Metazoa; Chordata; Mammalia; Rodentia; Cricetidae
Gene: C1r
Product: complement C1r
Biological process (GO): complement activation; zymogen activation
Cellular component (GO): extracellular region; blood microparticle
Molecular function (GO): calcium ion binding; serine-type endopeptidase activity
Source: RefSeq, a predicted model, not a curated record
UUCAUUCCCUACAACAUUCCUCAGGGAAUGGUCACCCCUCCGCUGCCACAGUCCUUCCCUCCCGCUCCCCUCCUGUGCAUGCCCACUCCCUCUUUCAACUUACAGUGCCUGAAGACUGUUCAGAAGAGCUGGAGACCCAAACAAACUGGCCUUGAGACAUGCAACUCUUCGCCCUCCUUCUGGCGACCCUGUUCUGUGGGGUGGGAGGCUCCCCCUACAUGCCUCAGAAGCUCUAUGGAGAGAUAUCCUCCCCUCUAUACCCCAGGCCUUACCCCAACGACAUUGAGACAACCACUGUGAUCACGGUCCCCCCGGGGUACAGGGUGAAGCUCGUCUUCCGGCAGUUUGACGUGGAGCCUUCUGAAGGCUGUUUCUAUGACUUUGUCAAGAUUUCUGCUGAUAAGAAAACUCUAGGGAGGUUCUGUGGGCAGCUGGAGUCUCCCCUGGGCAACCCCCCAGGACAGAAGGAAUUCAUGUCCCAGGGGAACAAGAUGCUACUGACCUUUCACACAGACUUCUCCAAUGAGGAGAAUGGGACCCUCAUGUUCUACAGGGGCUUCCAGGCCUACUACCAGGCUGUGGACCGUGAUGAAUGUGCACCCCAGGUCAACUCAGUGGAAGGGGGCUACCAGCCCCAAUGCCAACACCUGUGCCACAACUAUAUCGGAGGCUACUUCUGUUCCUGCCGUCCAGGCUACGAGCUUCAGAAAGACGGACGGUCCUGUCAGGCUGAGUGUAGCAGUGGACUGUACACAGAGCCCUCGGGCUAUGUCUCCAGCCUCGAGUACCCUCAGCCUUACCCACCGGAUCUGCGCUGCAACUACAGCAUCCGGGUAGAGCGGGGCCUCACUGUGCAUCUCAAGUUCCUGGAUCCUUUUGAAAUUGAUGACCACCAGCAAGUACACUGCCCCUAUGACCAGCUCCAGAUCUACGCUAAUGGGAAGAACUUGGGCGAAUUCUGUGGAAACCGAAGGCCUCCAGACCUCGACACCAGCAGCAAUGCGGUGGAUCUGGUGUUCUUCACAGAUGAGUCAGGGGACAGUCGAGGCUGGAAGCUUCACUACACCACUGAAGUCAUCAAGUGCCCCCAACCCAAGGCCCUAGAUGAGUUCACCAUCAUCCAGGAACCGCAGCCUCAGUACCAGUUCCGGGAUUACUUCAUUGUUACCUGCAAACAAGGCUACCAGCUCAUGGAGGGAAACCAGGCGCUGCUCUCCUUCACAGCUGUUUGCCAGGAUGAUGGCACAUGGCACCGUGCCAUGCCCAGGUGCAAGAUCAAGGACUGUGGGCAGCCCCGAAGCCUGACUAAUGGGUACUUCCGCUACAUCACCACAAGAGGCGUGAACACCUAUGAAGCCCGUAUCCAGUACUCCUGCCAUGAACCAUAUUACAAGAUGAAGACCAGAGCUGGCAGCAGUGAGUCUGUGCGAGGGAUGUAUACCUGCACAGCCCAGGGCAUUUGGAAGAAUGAAGAGGAAGGGGAGAAAAUGCCGCGGUGUCUGCCAGUGUGUGGGAAGCCUGUCAACCCCGUGACACAGAAGCAACGCAUCAUCGGAGGGCAGAAAGCCAAACCCGGCAACUUCCCCUGGCAGGCGUUCACCAACAUCCAUGGGCGAGGGGGCGGGGCCCUGCUCGGAGACCGCUGGGUCCUGACCGCAGCCCACACCAUCCACCCCAAGGAACACAACAGACAGAACGACACCAGUAAAGAUGUUUUCCUGGGCCACAUAAACGUGGAAGAGAUCACAAAACUGGGACAUCACCCAGUCCGUAGGGCCAUCAUCCAUCCCGACUACCGCCAAGAUGAACCCAACAAUUUUGAAGGAGACAUCGCCCUGCUGGAGCUGGAAAACCCUGUCCCCCUGGGUCCCAACCUCCUCCCCAUCUGUCUCCCUGACAAUGAGACCUUCUAUGAUGAAGGCCUCAUGGGUUAUGUCAGUGGCUUUGGGAUAACAGAAGAUAAAAUUGCUUUUAACCUCAGGUUUGUCCGUCUGCCUGUAGCUGAACGAGAGACAUGCCAGAGAUGGCUCCAGACAAAGAAGAGUAAUGAUGUGUUUUCUCAAAAUAUGUUCUGUUCAGGGGACCCAAGUCAAAGGCAUGAUGCCUGCCAGGGGGACAGCGGAGGUGUUUUUGCAGUUAGGGACCGAGAUCAUGAUACCUGGAUUGCCACAGGCAUCGUGUCCUGGGGCAUUGGGUGUGGUGAGGGAUACGGCUUUUACACCAAGGUACUCAAUUAUGUUGACUGGAUCAAGAAAGAGAUGGGAGAGGAAGACUGAACCCAGAGUUCACUAGGUCAGAAUCCAGUGUGUAGUGUAUCAGAAAAUUAUCUGACUGAUUGUUGAUAACCACCGUGAUCCCAUAUUAAAAUCACAGACUGUGUAGAAUAAACUGUCUUUUCUAUAGCCCCAU